Messenger RNA from Drosophila serrata, 10411 nucleotides. RefSeq names its product wing blister (gene wb). The record is from RefSeq and is a predicted model, not a curated record. Lineage: Eukaryota; Metazoa; Arthropoda; Insecta; Diptera; Drosophilidae. Gene Ontology annotation, biological process: tissue development; animal organ morphogenesis.
AUGCAAAUCAGUAAAUUCACCAAGUGGCCCCUGUGCCUGGCCCUCAUCCUGUUGGCCAUCCAUGGCCAGGCCAGGCGUCAGCGGAAACGCCAGCCAGGACUCUCCAGUGCCAAGGAACUGAGCGAGUACAGCUCCUUGACCCUUCUCAACGAGACCUCCUCGGAGAUGCAGCAGAGUGUAGUGUCCUGGACAGGAGCACGCAUCCAGGUUAGCGACAAGCAAAAGAAGAUGUCAUCUCACUCGGCGCGUCGUCAUAAAACCAAGAGUGGCCUCCUGAUUGAAAGUAACGUUGCCGAUGUGGAAUCCACCUCCGUGGAGUCUCUUGUCACCAAGAAGAAGUCACCGCAGCGUCGUCGCAAUGGAAAAAUGCAGAAAUCCGGAGGAGGAGGAGCCCUUCGCCUACUUAAAAUGGAUGACCUGUACUCCGGUGGAGGAUCUUCAGGUGGAUUGGGAGGCCUCUAUCCGCCCCUCUUUAACGUGGCUCCCCGGGCUGAAAUAUCUGUGAAUGCUACUUGUGGCCAGAAUGGAGCAGAGGAGUACUGUAAGCUGGUCGAUGCCUAUCCCCAUCGGAACUGGGCCAAGCAGUGUGGCACCUGCAACGCCCACUCCUCGGAUCGUGCCAGGCAACGCUCAAUUCAGUCGCUGAUCUCGACGGGAUCCGGACUCGAGGAGAGCUGGUGGCAGUCCCCAACGCUGCAGGGUGGCCGCCAGUUCGAGUACGUCACCAUCACGCUGGAUCUGAAGCAGACCUAUCAAAUAUUUUUUGUGCUGCUAAAAUCGGCCAAUUCUCCCCGUCCUGCAUCCUGGAUUCUGGAGAGAUCCCUGGACGGCAUUAAGUUUGAGCCUUGGCAGUACUUUGGCCUGAGCGAUGCGGACUGCAGGCGUCGAUGGAAUCUGCCCGGGCAGAAUGGCAAGUACGUCUUCCAGAACGACACCGAGGUUAUCUGCUCCACGCAGUUCUCUAAGCCGCUGCCGCUGGAGAACGGGGAGCUGCACGUGUCGCUGCUAAAGAAUCGACCAGGUGCCACCGACCAGAGUCCCGAGCUGAUGGAGUUCAUAACCGCUCGUUACCUGAGGAUACGCCUCCAGGGAAUGCACUCCACAGCGAACCUGGACAACAGUGUGGACUGGCUGUUGGACUCCGCCUCGCUGGAGAAGCGUAGCUUCUACUCCCUGAAGCAGCUGAGGGUAAGCGCCCGUUUGGACUGCCAUGGCCAUGCGAAUCGCACCCAGGAGUCGCCAUCGGACCCCCUGAUGCAGUGCGUCUGCCAUCACAACACCUGCGGCAGGCACUGCGACGAGUGCUGUCCGCUCUUCCAGGAUCGACCCUACCGUGGGGGAGAGUGCGAGAUCUGCCAGUGCAACGGCCAUGCCGAGAGAUGUGCCUACGACGCCUUCCUGGACAAGGGCAUCUGCCAGAACUGCUUGAAUCACACUGCCGGCAACGAGUGCGAGUUCUGCGAAGGUGGCUACUACCGUGAGCUGGAUGCCCCGCUCACCAAUCCUUGCCUGCCCUGCUCUUGUGAUCCCAAACGGUCCACCGGAUACUGUAAGCCGGAAGGCGGACACUGUCACUGCCUCGAGGGCUUCCAGGGCAAGAGCUGUGAGAAGUGUGCUCCGGGUUACUACGGGGAGACCUGCAAGCGCUGCGAAUGCGAUGAAAGGGGAACCACUGCAUCCGAUGGAUCCUGUGCGGACAGUUGUCAGUGCAAGGCGAAUGUGGAGGGCAGCACCUGCUCUGAGUGCGCCCCCGGGCACUUUGAUCUGAGCAAGGAAAAUCCUCUGGGAUGCACCAGUUGCUGGUGCUCCGGUGUUUCACAGACAUGCAGCAGUGCCAAGCUCCAGACAUUGGCAUUUGAAACACUGAACGACUGGAAGCUAACGAACAUCCAGAGAUUGCAACCAAUACCGAUACCCGUGGAUGCCGAACAAAACCGUCUGAUUUUUGCCAACGAACUGGACGAAAUGGAGGCCAUCUACUGGCAGGCUCCAGUGGGAUACUUGGGCAACCGCCUGACCAGCUACGGAGCACGGCUUCAUCUACUGCUCUCCUGGUAUGUGCUGCGAGGCGAUACUUCGGGUAAGCCCACCACGGGACCCAAUGUGAUUCUCUGGGGAAAGAACGGACUGAAGAUUGCCUUCGGGGACGAGUCCUUCGAGGGAUUAGAGGCCAGCCUGAAUAUCUCCCUAACCGAGGAGGGUUGGUAUCACGUGCCUCCCUCUGUCAAGGAUAUUAAGACCAGACUGCGACGUACAGAGGAUGGCGAUUAUCAUGGAGAGCCCGUCACGAGGUCGCAAUUCCUUUCCGUUCUCGUCUCGCUCGACGCUAUCCUCAUUCGCGCCGCCUUCCACACUGACCAGGGGGACACUUCCCUAAGACGGGCUGUAAUCUAUUCCGGUGGCGUGGAGCUAGGAGGUCAAUCAUCUAGCCAAGUGGAGCAGUGUCUGUGCCCCACCGGAUACACUGGGCUCUCCUGCGAAGGUUGCGCCUUCGGAUUCAAGCGCAUCUACGAGAAUACCUCGGAUCACCAACUGCUGAGCAAGUGCAUCCCCUGUCCCUGCAACGGUCACUCGAACUCCUGUGAUUUGCAGAGUGGAAACUGUGGCGAUUGUAUGCACAAUACUUUUGGAGAUCGGUGCGAACGUUGCCGAUUGGGCUUUUAUGGGAAUCCCCUGCAAGGCACCCCGCACGACUGCCGGCGCUGCGCCUGUCCCCUGUCCGAGGACUCCAACAACUUCUCCCCAAGCUGUCAGCUGAAGAGCUACAACUACCGAGACUUGAACCCACAGUUCGAGCUCAUCGAGCACGCGGAGUACAUUUGCACACAAUGCCCGGAGGGCUACACGGGGGACCAUUGCCAGGUGUGUGACGAUGGCUACUUCGGGGAUCCCCUCCAGUUGGGGAGCAGCUGUCAGCGCUGUGACUGCGCCGGCGGUCCCUGCAACGUGACCACCGGCGAGUGCAUCACCUGCAGGGGCAACACCGAGGGCUGGCACUGCGAACGCUGCCGCAUGGGCCACUGGGGUGACCCAGCCGUGGGUUGUGAACCCUGCCUCUGCCAUGCCGAGGGAUCCGAGAGCGGGCUUUGCGAUAGCACCGAUGGCCAGUGCCUGUGCCGCCCGAGAUAUGCGGGUCAGAAGUGCGAUGAGUGCGCUGCCGGCUUUGCCCACGUGGAGCUCCGGUGCCCGGCCUGCAACUGCGAUCCCCUUGGCUCGGAGGUCCGGGACAGGUGCGACCCGAGGACCGGACAGUGCCAGUGCAAGGAGGGCGUGAUGGGUGUCAAGUGCCACGAGUGCCGGGAUGGAUACUUUGGCAUGAAUGCCACUGCUGACCGACUGGAGGACCUGGCAGCCUUGCGGCAAAGCAAUGCUGAUGGCGAUGGCGAAGACGACGAUGAUGAGGAUGAAUGGGAACUGGUUCCAGAGCCUGAGGAACAAUACGCGGUGGCCUGCGAGGAUUGUCACUGCAGUCCCAUUGGUUCCCUGUCAUCGGAUUGUGACAAGCGCACGGGUCAGUGCUCCUGCUUGGCCAAUGUCACCGGAAGGAGGUGUGACAAGUGCCGGUCGGGACACUGGAACCUCACCGAGGGCACCGGCUGCCGGGACUGCCGAUGCGAUCCCCACGGAUCCCGGGGACAUGAGUGCAACCCGUGGACGGGCCAGUGUGACUGCAAGAUCGGGGUUGGUGGCCAGCACUGCAACGAGUGCACCGAGGGCUUCUUUGGCUUCAGCACGGAGGGCUGUCAACGCUGCUCGGCCUGCACGGCUGAGGGUCAGGUGUGCGAUCCCCACAAUGGCCGCUGCAUCUGUCCGAAGUUCACACGUGGAUUGGGCUGUGGCCAGUGUGUGCCGGGCACCUGGGGCUGGCAGAACCGGAUGGGAUGCAGGGAAUGCGACUGCGACCAUAUCGGUUCCAUUGGACAGCAAUGCGCGGCAAGCGAUGGUCAGUGUCAGUGCCGGGAGGGUUACGCGGGCAGAACGUGUAAGACCUGCGCCGUCGGCUACUUUGGAUACCCGGAGUGUCGUCGCUGUGCCUGCGAUGUGGAGGGGUCCUUCACAAGGACGGAUGGCUUAAUCGCCUGCGACUCGAAUGGCCAGUGUCCCUGCAAGUCGCUGGUCGUGGGUCUCAAGUGUGACACUUGCAUGCAGAGUACUUUCGGACUCUCGGCCCUCAAUCCCGAGGGCUGCACCCGUUGCUACUGUUUCGGGCGUUCUGGGGAAUGUGAGCAGAGCAACCUGUCCUGGGGUCACAUCCGCAUGUCGGAGUCACGGAACUUGAGCAUCCAGCAGAUAAGACCCCAGAACAUACCCGGCUCGGACUACGAGUACAUUGUGGUGGUGCAGAUGGCGGGCAGCAAGUUUCAUCGCGAGGAUGCGGAAAUCCAGCGCAUGAACGAUCUGAACUUGGUGCCCAAGUCCACGGGCAAUGUAUCAAUCGGAGCCUACGGACCCUUCUACCACCCGCUAUACUUCCAACUGCCACCGCAGUUCUACGGAGAUCGCACCAGCAGCUACGGUGGCUUCCUCUACUUCACCCUGAUCACGACGGGGGCCCAGAAGCCGCUGGAGCGCAAGAUCUUGAGCCAGUAUCCUCUGGUGCAGGUGCAUUCCCACUCCAAGCUACUGCUAGACUUUUACGAAUACGAGGAGUUCGAGUACUCUCUGAACGUGACCCAUAGAGUGCCGCUGCAUGAGUCCUAUUGGAAGUACCAUCACACCAACCAGGCCGUGGAUAGGGCCACCCUGAUGGCUGCCCUCCAGAAUAUUCGACACCUCUUCAUUAGGGCCUUUGCCUUUGCAGAUUUCCAGGAGGUGGUCCUGCAAAACGUCCACAUGGAUGCGGCAAUCUACAUUAAAGGCUCCACAAAUCUUAUAGCCAAGGGCGUGGAGCGCUGCAAAUGUCCCAAACGCUUUGAUGGGCUGUCGUGCCAGGAUCCAGGACGAUCCUUUUACCGUUGGCGAAACACUACCGUUGUGGAGAGUGUGUUCAUUGAGGACUUGAUAGGCAGAGCAGCUCCCUGCCAUUGCAAUGGUCGCAGCAGUGAUUGUGACAAGGAAACUGGUGUAUGCUUGAAUUGUCGAGGUAACAGCGGUGGCGACCAUUGCCAGCAGUGCGCGGAUGGCUUCUAUGGAGAUCCCAACUCCCAGCACGGCUGUCAGGCAUGUCCCUGUCCGGAGACCAACAGAAACUUUGCCCGCGGCUGCAAUGUCUGGGACGGUGAAGUGAGCUGUGUCUGCAAACCUGGUUACACCGGUCGGCUUUGUGAGAGAUGCCAGUCGGGAUACUUUGGCGAUCCCACACGGUAUCCCAACAGUAGCUGCCAGCCGUGCAACUGCAAUCCGGAUGGCAUCCGCACCGAGGGCUGUGAUCCGGAAACGGGGCGAUGUUAUUGCCGUGAAGGUGUCACUGGACUUAAGUGCGACAAGUGCCAGGCGGAACGACAUCAUCUGGUGGAUAAUGGCUGCAGGGUCUGUGACAAUUGCACCCUUCUGUUGCUUGAUUAUGUGGAACUUGUGGGGCACAAGCUGCGUCGAGGAAUGCACAAUAUGGAUCUGACCGGGAUACCGGCUCCAUAUCGUAAGCUGUCCGAGUACGAGAGAGCCUACGUUGAGUGGAACGAAAGACAGCAGGACUUUAGUCAAACCAGGAGACUGCUGCAGGACUACGACUCCGCUGGCAUCCUUAAGCUAGACGCCCAUGCCGAGAAUCUAAAGUUCCAGUCUCGCAAGGCAGUGAGCACCAUUGGAAAGCGCGAGUUUGCCAUCAAAACGAUGCGGGAGGAUGCACUGGUACAGCGGCACGACGCCGGGCUAGUCCGGGCAGAGGUCCUUCAAACCCUAUCUGACCUUCGGGGCUAUGGAAAGAGUGCCCAGCACCUAAGUCUGCCGACGGCCCUGAAGCAGGCUCGGUUCUAUCUGCAGGCUGUUCAGGAGCACGACCAACUGGUCCAGGGAAUCCGCAGCACCAACGAGUGUGCCUGGCGCCACUACUACGCCAUGGGAAAUGCUUCGGACGCUGCCUUUGAUGAGAGUGGCCACCUGGAGAUGCUGUGGCGGGACCUCAACCAGACGAAUCACCGUAUAGUAGACCUGAGACUGCACGUGGAUCGAAUUGUGGAGGUGGAGAGCGAGGCGGAGGAUGUUUUGGAGCACGUACGCAAUCUGAGUGGUCACGUGGCCGAGUCCUACCAGGAGCUGAAUGAUCUAAACCAGCUCAUCUCCGAGCACACCGAUCCAGGCUUCCUGGAGCAGGGCGAGGGUCUGGUGAGGCAAACCCUUCAGCGGCAAAUAGAUCUUACCGGGCAGCUCAACCAUUUGGACGGAUCGCGGGUCCUGCUGAACACCACCUUGGGCGUGAAGGCUGAACAGCAGCGGGAGGUUCGCAAGCAUUGGCUUCCCAAGGCGGAAAAGCAUGCCAAUCAUCUCUUGGAGCGAUCCAACGAGUAUGCCCGCCAGUUUCAACCUACCAGGAAUGGAGCCCGGAUAGCCAUGCUGGCCAGUUCGGCGCACAGCAAUAUAACCAAGGCCAUCAACGAUGCGCGACUAGCAUCGGCCCUGGCCAAGGAGCGAGUGUACGAGGCCCAGAGGACACUUUAUCCCAGUGAUGGAAGCUCCAUGAUCGAUCGAGCCAAGCACUCCUUGCACAGGUCAAGGCAGCUGCAGCAGGAAGCCCUCAAGCAGAUGCACAGGUCCAAUGUUCUCAAAGACAAGCUACACCGGCAGGAGCAGCAGGUGGAGGGCAUCAAGGCCACCAUCUUUGACUGUGGACUGCGAACAAACAACAUCUCCAGCCAACUGCAGGGCCUCUCCGAGAGCUCAGCCCGCAGGCAGACCAAGGAGAGCCUUGAGCUGGCCGAGAGAACCGGGGAGCAGAUGCGAGCAGAGCUCCGACUGGCCAAAGAGAUGGAGGUUUCUAUACAGAACAUGCGCAAGUCCUUCUCCACCCUGGAACCGGACUGGGAAAUCAAGUUGGGCAUGGCCCAGGAGAACAUUUCGUUGACCAAGACCAAUCUGCGGCUAGCAAAUGUCUCCCUCAGCUACCUCGAACGCCAGGCCGCCCAGGAGCAGCAGGUAUUCGAAGUUUGGAACAACAGCAUGGCCCAGCAAUUACAGCAGCUCAGAGAUCAGAUUGCCAAGGCCAGGCAUGCGGCUGAAGCGAUUGACGUCUCUUUGGAGUCCCUGGGACCCAAAUGCAGUCGUUCGUAUUUGCCCGCCUCUUAUGGAUUAAGCACCUCGAAUAACCUUCGCCUCAGCUUUGCCCUGUCCAAUCAUCUCGAGAGCUCUCCACUGAUCCAUUUGGAGGGUAGCGAGGGACGGCAUAUCACUCUGGAGCUGCACAAGCGUCGGGUACGCCUGGUUUGGAAUCUCGGCGGAACCACUGCCACGGUUACGCAUCCCAUGGUGGUCCAGACACGGGAUCCAAAGUACGACGAUGCCUGGUUCCAUGUGGAGGCCAAUCGGACGCUUAACCUGGGCAGCUUAAUGGUGCGCCGGAUGAACAACUACGGCGAACUGACCCCCACUGUUCCAUUGACCAUCACUGGAUCCACAGACACGGAGCACACACGCUUCUAUCAGUCUCGUCACGAUCGCAUUUCCUUGGGUGGCUUCGCCUCAAAGGACUUGCAGCUCACACCCGGACUCAAUGUCGUGGUGCACCAGGUGGAGGUGGACAACAAGCCCCUGGGACUGUGGAAUUUUGUAACGAGCGAGGGAAGCUGCGGGGGAGCAAUGGUUGGAGCCCGAGAGUCGGCAGCUGCAUCCACGGCUCGCCACUUUAACGGCCUGGGAUAUGCCCAGCUGAUGAAGACCCGUCCCAGACCGACCCGUAAGAAUCUGUUCUCCGUGCAAAUGACCUUCAGAACGCUGGACGAGAAUGCCCUGCUCUUUCUGGCGGUUGAUGACAAGAACAACCGCUCGGUGUCGGUAACCUUGAGCCGGGGUCGGAUCAUGUUCCGCAUCGACUACGGCGACGAGUCCAAGCUGGAGAUUAACACCACCAAGAAAUAUAAUGUGGGUCAGUGGAUCAAAAUAGAGGCGGCACGAGAGUUCUCAGCCAAACGAAGCACGGAAAAUGGAAUGCUUCGUGUGAACAACGAUCGUCCGGUUUCAGGAGCUCCCACACUACCAGUAAACAUUCACAUGCUACCGGAUCUGUCCAAGGCGGUUUACUAUUUGGGCGGAGUUCCACCAGGUUUCACUUCGGGUACUUCGAAAGCUCCUGGAGCUGAUAAUCCCUUCCUGGGAUGCAUGAAGGAUGUCCAGGUGAAUGGGGAGACCUAUGAUCCUCUGGAGAGUUCCAGUUAUUACGGCGUAGAGCCCUCCUGCAAGGACAUGAUAACAAAGGCUGGCUUCUCUGGCAGUGGUUACUUGGAGCUACCCUCGCAAUCGCUUCGGAAGCGGUCAAAUACCGCCUUGGUGUUCCGUACCCUGCAACCGGACUGCCUUCUACUCCUGGCCGCCUAUCCGCCGGAAGUUCUGGCCGACUACGAUGCCAGGGACAUCAAGGGAAACUACUCCAUGAGCUUGGUGGAUGGCCAACUGCAUGUUUGGGUGAAUUCGGGACGUAGCUUCAUCAAAAUGUCCUCCAACUUUAGCCAACUUAAUGAUGGAGAACUGCACGUGGUUAAUCUGAUCAAGACGGGUCGGAGGCUUGAGUUAAUGGUGGACGAUGAGCUGCAGGAAGUGCGAAGCCUGACUGGCAAUCCGACGGUGGUCAGUCUGCCCCGGGACACGGGUGGCCUCUACAUAGGAGGAGCACCGCCCCACGAAAGUUACACACCACUGGCUCCCACUUUUGUGAACCUGGAAGGAGCCAUCCGAGAUGUGGUGUUCAACAACCGAACCGUGAACUUCAACGACGCCCUGACCUUCGCCAACGUUCAGAUUGGCCGCAAUGGUCCCCUGAUGGGCAGCUUGAAGGGAGGACUCUACGAUGUCCUGCUGAAGACGGAACCGAUGAUCGGGAAGAGUUUCACAGCCUCGCCCGAGGGCUGCAAGCGGAUUGGCAGUUACUCCUACGAACCGAAUGCCUUCAAGUUCGGCGACGACAUCUACAGCUACUCCCAGCUGAAGCUCCCGGAACGCCACUUCUGGCAGCGCAACUUCCACCUGAGCUUCGACUUCCGCUCCUUCUAUCCGAACGGCAUGCUCUUCCUGUCCCCGGGCAGCAAGGAGAAGCCCAAGCACUACGUAGCUCUCAUCCUCAAGGACGGACAACUGGUCCUGGUGGUGCGGGGUCGGCGGCGCGAGGAGCUCCAACUGACUGCCAAGUUGAACGACGGCGAGUGGCAUCGGGUGACGGUCAGCUGCCAGGAUCGCAAGGUCACCAUGUCGGUGGAGAUUGGGCGCACAGACCAAAAGACCUCAGCCCAGAUGAAGCUGCCCAAGAAGAUUGGAGCCUCGCAGCUGCUCCUGGUCGGCGGACUGCCCCAGGCACCGGUCAAGGUGUCCUCGGAGCUCUAUGUCCGCCUGGAGCCGUUCAAGGGCUGCCUCCGGAGAGUCAGCGUCAACAACAGCACCCAGGACCUGGCACGUCCCGGCAAGCACUCCAAUGUGGGUCAAUGUUUCCCCACUGUGGAGAGGGGCAGUUACUUCCCCGGCGAUGCAUAUGCCAUUUACAAGAAAAACUUUAAUGUCGGCAAAUACCUGGAUCUAGAAACGGAAUUCCGUACAUCGGAACUAUCGGGAAUCCUGCUAAGUGUCUCAGAGCCCAAAGGCUAUCCUGCUCUAUCUUUGGAACUACACAAUGGCAAUAUCAUAUUCUCCUGCGAUCUUGGGGAUGGAAUGCCCAUGCGUGUGGAGUCUGCACUGCCCACAAAGUACGCUCUUUGUGACAACAAAUGGCAUAACAUAUCGGCCUUAUACGAUGGCGAGCAGAUUGUCCUUCGUAUCGACCAAUUGCCAGCCGUGAUUGGUGUGGGAAGUCAGCGAAGUGCAGGGAAGGUGCAAACACGCUCUCCUCUCUAUAUAGGCGGGCUGCCAGAAAUCGCUCCCAGUGGGUCCCUGAUGGCGCGGGAGAACUUCAAAGGCUGCAUCCGGCACGUGUCCAUCCGGAACGAGAGACGCGAUUGGAUCGACAUGGACGACCUGAGGAACGUGCUGCUGAGCGAGUGCCUCGUGUCCAGCGAUGAAAGCUGAAGCUCACUGAACCCGAUGGGCUGAACGCAUCGCAUCCUGGGGUUCUUACGGUUCCUGUUGACGCCACACCAAAACUUUUUCCAAAUGUAUUGUGAUCAAUAACGAGUUUAGAGCCAGUUAUUUAUAGCCUUUCACUGCCAUAUAAGUUAGGUUACUUAGGAUUAGCAUUGCCUACUUUUACUUCAUUGCCAGUGACUGCAUUUCGAAGUUUGCAAUUUGAUUUAUAAUUUAUUUGCUAGUUUAUGUCUAUCUUAAUUUACCCUUAUUUAUU